Closterium sp. Naga37s-1 is the source of this 2586-nucleotide messenger RNA. NCBI's taxonomy places the organism in Eukaryota, Viridiplantae, Streptophyta, Zygnematophyceae, Desmidiales, Closteriaceae. The record is from the annotation of a GenBank genome assembly.
AUGGAGUGGGCGUCGCCGCCGGUCCCCCUCCCUCUCCUCGCGAAUCCCAAGGCGUACGCCGCCGUCCUGGCGCUGAGAUGCGAAUCCGACGACCCAGCGCAUCUGACGGAGAAGGAGAGCACGUUGAUCAGCUCUUUCCGCGAGAGAAUCCCGCUGUGGAGGCAGCAGGCAGAGAGCGACGCAUCAGUGGACAACGCAGCAGAGAAGGCCGCCAGAUUCGAAGAAAGGCUAGCAUCAUUGUUGGACGAUUUCAGUGAAGACCCCGAGAGUCAUGGAGGGCCCCCAGAUGUCAUGCUGCUGUAUCGUCUGAGAGACCUUUGCUUGCGGGAGCUAAGCUUUGAAGACAUUUACAGACAUGCCAAGGACGAGUCAACCCGCACGGCUCUGCAACAGCUACCAGCCGUCCUUGCAGCCAUUGAUGACAUCAGCGAUGACGUCACCCGCUCCGAAACCCUCAUCCGGGGCAUGCUGGCCGGCAAUCUGGCCGCUCUGGAUGGCGCGGACCCCGCGGUUGGGUCGGCGGACUUUUUGUCUGUUUGUGACAGUCUGCCGCCCAAACCGUGGGCGGCGGAUGACAUGGGGGCGGCGGUGCAGGCAUGGAGCAACCGAGAGGAGGGCAAGUGGAGCAAGGCAGUGGUGCUGUGUGCGGGGGCGGGCAGAGAGACAGUGCUGGGGGUGCUUCCAGCAGUGAGGGAUCUGACCAGGCGAGGCGUGCAGGUGCUUCUGGUGGCGCCAGACAUGCCGUCAGGUGCUGCCAUCACACACGAGGACCUGAUAAAUCUCCUGAAGCAGGUGCAAGCAGCAGCACCGGAGGGUGACAUCAGCACGGCCAUCAGCAACAGUCGCAUCCUUAUCCUCAACUCCGGAUCCGACCUGCAGGUCCUUGACCUAUCUGCUGUUUCACCUGAGCUCGCCUAUGCCGCAUCGGAUGCUGAUGUCAUCAUAAUGCACGGCCAGACGCAUGUAUGGGAGACCAACUUCACUGCAAGGUUCAAGUGCUCUGCACUUCGGGUUGCAGUGUCGUACUUCUCCGCGCGCCUGGCCGACGGCGAGUCACGAGCGGCCAUCUUGCUCAGCAUCAAUCCGCCAGGAAGCCCAGGGGCGGGCUUUAUUGUCGCCUACCGGAUCUUCACGGCCCUCGCCUCCGGCCCGCCCGCCUCCCUCGCCUUCACAAAUACCACCGUCCCCGGAUGCGACCCGGCCAAGUGCAGCCUCGUUCCGGGCGCCAUCACCUGGCGGACGGCGGGUGUCCCCUCCGUUUCCCAGAGCUACAACGGGAUAUUCUGGACUUCGCCCGGAAAUGACCCUGAGCGUUACAACGUGUACAUCAAGAUUCUCGCGGGCAGUUACCCUAACGUGGCGAUGACGUACAGUGACUCGCAGACGGGCGCUGCGCGCACGGCGGUUUCGGAACCGUUCAAGCCGACCACGUUCAUGCAGUAUGGAAUCGGCAUCCCAAUGACAUCCCUCGCGUACAACCUCAACGUCCGCUUCACCUCCUACAUGCCCGGUGGCGCCAACCUCUCUCUCUCCCAAAGUGCUGACGGAUUCACCUUCCGCCUGGACUACACGUGGAUGGCAGUGGCGCCCACAGAGGAGCCCGCCACCAGCCGCCUGGUCAUCUUCUAUCAGACCGCGGCGCCCGCCUCGUCCUCUGCUUCUUCCGGCCGUCGCCGCCUCCUCAGUGCCGAGCCUCCGCCAGUUGGGACGACUGUGAGCAGCAGCAGCAGCAGCAGCAGCAGCAGUACGGACAAGCAGACGAAGGAGGAGGCGAGGAAGGCGAGAGAGGCGGCGAUUGCGGCGAGAAAGGCGGCGAUUGCGGCGAGAGAGGAGGCGAAGAGGGAGAGGGCAAAAGCCAAGGAGGAGGCAGUCGCAAAGAAGGAGGCUGCAAAGAAAGCCAAGGAGGAGGCGAUUGCGAAACGGGAUGCGGCAAAGAAGGCGAAAGAGGAGGCUAUUGCGAAGAAGGAGGCGGCCAAGCUGGCAAAGGAGCAGGCGAUCGCUAAGAAACAAGAGGCGAUGGCAAUUAGGGAGGCAAAGAAGCAGGAGAAGGAGAAGAAGACACCACCAUCGUCACCCCCCUCCCCACCUUCCCCUCCACCCCCCUCCCCACCUUCCCCUCCACCACCCUCCCCGCCUUCCCCACCACCAUCCCCACCCCCAUCCCCACCCUCCCCACCACCCUCCCCGCCCCCAUCUCCACCAUCCCCUCCCCCGUCUCCUCCCCCAUCCCCACCCUCCCCUCCCCCGUCCCCUCCCCCAUCCCCACCCCCAUCCCCUCCUCCUCCUGCUGUUCCCACCGUCUCAUCCGUCUCCCUCCCUCUCGGCGGCUACUCCAACACGUGCCCCGCUGGCAGCACCGACUGCCCCAUUUUCUACGCUGUGAUUGGCGCGCAGCAGUGGUUCUUCUCAGCCGCCUGGGGCUUCCCCACACAAGCAGCUCGCGAGGCAGACCCUAGAUAUGUGGCGCUGAAUGCGCUCAUGCAGUAUGCGCUGACUGGUGUGAAGGGGAGGCUGGUGAACGCAAGCAUGAUGCUGGAGGCGUCUGGCAGCGGCAAGGGGCCGAACGAUCUGCUGCAGCGAUAUUAA